CGCGAAAUUGGGCGCAUUCCCUCAGCAGCGAAGAGAGCAACAACAUAGUAUCGAAGAGGCUUCAUUCAAUCGUUUGUUCCGGACUUACUUUGUGCAAGGCAAGCUAUUACCACCAAGCAUAUAUAUUAGUAACGCCAGCUUUGAACAAACACAGAUACAGAUACCAUACUAAUAGCUCCCCAAUUCCCUGGCUGCAUUCACAAUCAUAAUACUUCGCAGUAGCGGCCAUGAAAUCCACAAGAUCGUCUUCGGUUGGUGGCAGUGCUAGUAGGAGGCGCAGCACAACCAGCGAACGGCGGAACAACAACGAACAAACACCAACAUUGCGAAGAUCCUCACGAGAUCGAGAUGCUGCAAGUCCUGCCUCGCCAAAGUCUCUGCGGUCCCGAAGACGAGCCACAUCAGCAGAGGAGUCCCUUAGUAUUAUUCGAACGCCAACGCCAAUACGAAGAGAUCAUGCGGAAGGGCGGAGGUCGAGAAACAACAGACACCCGCCUAAAAUGGUUUCUGGUACUACCGGUGAUAUUGGCUCUGGCUCUGGCUCUGACGUAUUGGUAGCGGAUAUGGAGGGAACGCUAGUGCGGGUACAUUUGACAGUGAAUGGAAGCCGCAGUAGUAGUGAACAACAAGGAACCACCACAAAAAAGCAUGCCCCAACGUUUCUGGGUCAAGAUGGGAACCUCUUUAACUGUAUGGUGUGUCGAGAAUUUGGAGAUGUCGUUUGUUGCGACGGUUGUCCUCAUGUCUAUCACCCGCAUUGUAUUCCAGUGGGCUCACCAUCUAGAAUAUCCCUCGAUAAUGACGAAGAUCCCUGGUUCUGCCCGGCGUGUAUUGACAAGCAGACGCAGACGACAACAACAACAACACCCCUCAAGAAAGACGAGGGAGAGAAUAAUCAUCAUCAUCAUCAUCGACCACCAUCAUCAGCUGAACAAGGAAGCAAUACUACUACUAAUACUCGACGAACCAUCAAAUACAGAUGUCAAGAGUGCCAACAAACCAGGCCGGACCUUGCAUUGCAGCCGUGCAACGUUUGUUCCGUACACAUUCACCAUCCUCCUUGUCGUGGAUCGCCUUCUCCUUCCGAGGCAACGGCUGUGUUAUGCUCCAGCUGUCGGGCAGAAGCAGCACUCAACGAAGAAGAGCUGGAAUUACAUGCCAAAAAGAAAUCACGUCGGAGUAGAAUAAUAGUGGGAGAAGAAGCUCCUAUUCGCGCCGACCCGGAUGUUGCUAGUAGGCCUAGGCGACGAACGCGAUCCAUUGACGCAGCAGAAGAAGGAUACACACCACCGGAUGCUGCUGCGGAUAAUGAUGAUGAUGAUGAGGAUGCCAUUGACUUGAGGGGUCUUUCUGCACAGAGCGCACAAAAGAGGAAACGUCCCGUGGUUGCCAAUGACACUGCUGCUGCCCACCACGACGACGACGAGACACCUACUAAAUCCGAGAAGAAAAAGUCCAAAAAGAGAAAGAAACGAAAGCGAGAUUCGGACGCUCACCUACCACCGUUGGAGGAAUCAUCAUCGUUGACAACAACGGAAGUGGUAGUAGAACAACCGACUACUACUAAUAAUACCGAUGCCGAUCCUCUAAAUCCACUGGAGGACGGAACUCAACCUCAACCUCAACCUCAAAUGCGUGGACCACCCACCAGCGCCACACCCGCAUUUCACUUUUACCUUGUGGAACAGAGACCCAAAAUUGAAAAAGUCUUGUCGCGGAAGCAUCGCUAUUUUAACCGGUUGCCCAAGGGAAGUGAGAGAAAUGCACUGAUUGCCAAAGAGGCAGCUAUGCAGUGGGUCAAACUGAGCUCGGUGGACCAAAAGCGAUACAUUAACUUGUCGAUGCGGGAUUACGAGAAUCGAAUCAUUGCUUGGAAAGAAGAGAAAAAUAUUCGGGAUAUGAUGAUGGCGAACAGCACGAGCACUGGCACUACUGACGAAACAACAGGCGAACAACAACAACAACAGCCCUUGGAAGAAGCAGAUGACGACGUCGACAAGCCACACGACGAUAGUAUCCUGACGUAUGAAAUGCACCAGCGUCUUUACUGGGGAACAUCGGUUGGAAGCAAACCGUACAAGCCAGAACCGGAUCAGAGCCACAAUCGCGUUCUGCUGGACCUACUUCGAGACAUGAGAUUUCAUCCGCUUCCAAUGCUCUCUGCUUGUCGCAAUAGCAAGCACAACAGUAGCCCUGACGACACGCAAAAAGUGUCCAUUCGGCAUUUCGAUGUGCAAGGGCCAAUUGCCACCAGUGUCGGCGACGAAUGUCUCGGUUGCAGUAGAGGGUGGCCUCACUUUUGUCCUGUGCUCCAGCGGCGGCUCCCGUCGAUUGAGCAACGAUCCAAGCUGCAGCCCGCCGCAAGCGCUCUGAUCAGUACUCGUGUAGGUCUUGGUCUGCGCCCUCGGCUAGAACGAGUCGAGACCGAAGAAGAAAAUGAGGACGAAGAAACCGACAACAACACCAAAGCUGAAUUCUUGACCUGGAGGGACGCACCACAUGCUAACGAUCUCCGCAACGUCAGGUUUGUCCCCUCUGGUAGUUUGACGGACCCAACUUCACGGGGCGAUGAUAUCGUGGAGUUUGUGGAAGAAGUGGUGGCGAUGAAAAUUCCCGAGCCACCCAGGCCUAGUGUGAUGAAAGGAAAGCCGACGGAUUCGACGCCGAAGAAGACCAUCGCAAGAGGCACCUUGCCAACCAGGCACAGGAAAUCCUUGGACGGCACGGAUGCCAUUGAAACUGCCAGCUACGAGACUAUCAACAAAUGCGGGCGUUGCAGGACAAUAAUUAUGACCGAAAGUGGUUGCGUUCAGUGCCGAAGAGCACAGCUGGUUAUCAACAUGUCCAAGCGGCAACCCCCGCCACAGGCUGAGCAGCAUCAACCGAAUGAGUCGAGUCGCCAGAAGGUCGACAAGGCGAACCUACUCAAGGUGCAAACUGGAAUGUUGGGACGAGUCAUCACAAAGGAGUCCAUCGGCGAAAGCUUGGGUGAAUCGGACAGAGUCAUAAGCAACGCUAUUCUGAAGGAGAGAUUUACACCUUGUGCUAUUCUCCCUUCGACAACGGCGCUUGCUCCUUCCCGGCCUGUGGCAUCGGCUACAGAAAACACGACAUCCAUUGACGCGAGGACGGUGGAGAACUACGGCUUUAGCGUCGGCACGACCCCUGCGGAUUCUUUAUCCACACCCAGUUCCAAAAGUGUGGACCCACAGACAGGCACCGAGGAUCGCGCACGGAACUCAAGGCGGUCUGCAGGACAACACAGCUCUUUUGAAAGCGGCGACGCUGAUCGUCAGGCGCUGGCCAAGCAGCAAAGAGAACAAACCGAUAAGAUUCACAAGCAGACUUUGUCCAUUGCCUGCUACGGAAUCUUGCUAGCUUUGAUACGUCGGGACCCGCUUCUGCUCUUUGCUCAGCCGGUGACAGCGGAAGGGUAUGCUGCGAUUGUUAAAAAGCCGAUGGACUUCUCCAAAAUUCGCAGCAAUGUUUUGGCAAAUUCCUAUACAUCUUUGGGUGCCUUUGUUGCAGAUGCAAGGCUGUUGUGCGACAAUGCGCUCAUAUUCAACCCACCUGGAUCAAUCUACUGGAAGACUGCUAAGGAACUUCUUGACGUGUUGAUGCUGAUGCAGAAGCGAGCAAGCAGAUGGAUUACUGCCAUUAAGAACGCAAAUGCUUCAUAUUGGCGAAAGAUCCCAAAAAAGCGAAAGAGAGGACCAGGGGAGGGCGACAUGGACACUGCUUCUGAAGUCCUAGGUGGUGACCCCUUCAAGCAGUUACGCCAGACAUGGCCUGAGGCUGUUGACAUGUAUGAGAACAGUGAUUGGUUUAAGAGCCUGCUGACAGCGGACUUUACAAGGACCAGGGAGAACGAAACAGCCUUCUAUGGUGCCCUUGCUGUUCGUCGGGCAGCCAAGGCAGCUGAAGUUUGCCUGGCACCCUACACAGAUACAGGUGGUGUGUAUUCCGCUGUUGUGAAGAGAUCAGCUGAUGACGACGAGGAACUGCGCCAGGUCGUGGAUUCGAAAGUCGCCAAAGUAAUACGCCCAAUAGAGCUGCGGGAAAUUGCAACUGGUCGCGAGGAAACAGUUGUAAGACUGAUGCGGAAGGUUCAAAGCCGACGCUUAGAGCGUCGGAUUGGGUCUGAGAAUGGAUGCGCUAGGUGCGAUGGAAUGGGUUUCGAUCCUGAGAUGAAAGCAGUGAUGAAUGCGGAUGUGCGCUGGGGUCGAAGCAAGAAGAAAGGUGAUGGUGACCCUGAUGCUAGGGUUGCGGCAUCGCGCAUGCACCUCACCACUGGUCUUGCAAGUGCCAAUACCCGCGAUCGCAUUGCCAAAAUUGGAGAGUUGAGCGCGGAGGACCGAUUGAAUUCGAUAAAUGGCAUGUGCGUUUCCUUGCGUGGAAGUAAGACUCAUGGUCUUGGCCUCUAUGCAGAGCAACAUUUCAGGAAAGGCGAUGUCGUUGCGGAGUAUGUCGGAGAGUGCGUGAGUCUGGCUGUUGCUGACGCCAGAGAGAAGAUGUAUCGAGAGAUGCGCAUUCAAGACUACCAGUUUCGGUUGGAUGACUCCCAAAUCAUCGAUGCUACAUUGAAGGGGGGCUUGGGCAGGUACAUCAACCAUUCCUGCAAGCCAAAUUGUGUCACAAAGGUGUGCAUGGGGAAACCUCCCAAUGAAAGGCUCCGUCGAGUGAUCAUUUUAGCACAACGCGACAUUGAGCCCCGAGAAGAGCUUAGUUACGAUUAUCAAUUCCCGUUGGAGUUGAAUCUCAGUGCUCGCAUCCCUUGCAACUGUCAGUCCGACGUUUGCCGUGGCUUUAUGAAUUGGGAUCUCCCCGAAAAGGGUGCGAACACUGGCGCAAUUCGAACUCAGAAAAGAGGUGCCAAUAUGAGAGACCGGAUUAGACGUUUGGGACGGCCGCUGAAGAAGUGAGCAAUAUGGGUAGCAGCACCAGACUUGUACUUGUGAAGCCAUGGCAGUAGCAAAGUGUACGAUGCUAACAAGUUAUGUGUACAAGUAGAUUCCUUUGUUCUAUUACCAGCAAUCUCAAUCGACUUAGUGGUGCAUUCUGGGAAUCUAAUCAUGACGAGGAUGGCCGGUGCUUGGUUCGGCUCAUCCAUCCGGAAAUGAAGAAACUUGGGAAGAGGAUACUGUGAACUGCUGAAGCAUUUGAGUGGUUAAACACACUGCAGCUCUGACCUGAUCAUGCCAUGUUGUUUCCUGAUACGAUGGACACUAUUACAUUUUCGGUUGUGAUGUAUUCAAUUAAAAUCGACGUUCGGAACAGAUCGUCUGUACGCCACUAUUUGAGUGCUUUACAAGAAAAACCUCAAGUGCUCGUGAGAUCUCAUGACAAUGACGACAAAACCGACUUGCUGCUGAGCACCCCUGAAUACGACAAUUCAAAUGAACAUGAACACGAGCUCUGGCUUUUCAUCUGCAGUGCAUUGUUUCACCUGUAUGAAGAAGGAGUAGCAGGAGCCACACCAACCAAAUCAACAAGAUCAGCAGAGGAAAGGGUGGCAAAAAAUACUGAAAAAAGUGCUAACCGGAAGGCUGCCGAACCGAAUUUCCACAGUGGUAGUAGCAGGAGGAGGUGUUAAGGUAGUGUUAUAGUAGUUGUGUUACUUGUUGUGGUUGUUGUUGUAGUGUGGCUGACUCUAGUAAGCUGGU
Messenger RNA from Seminavis robusta, 5663 nucleotides. Lineage: Eukaryota; Bacillariophyta; Bacillariophyceae; Naviculales; Naviculaceae. The record is from the annotation of a GenBank genome assembly.